Messenger RNA from Brassica oleracea var. oleracea, 2394 nucleotides. RefSeq lists its product as uncharacterized. The transcript has 3 exons. The coding region runs from base 1 to 2394 and encodes 797 amino acids. NCBI's taxonomy places the organism in Eukaryota, Viridiplantae, Streptophyta, Magnoliopsida, Brassicales, Brassicaceae. The record is from RefSeq and is a predicted model, not a curated record.
AUGACCGGUUCACCUUCGUCCAGCACUUCGGUCCCUAUCUUGGCGGGAUUUGUUUCAAUUUCUCCUACCGGGGCUCCGGUUGGUGCAUUUCCAGUCGUGACUGAGGUUCAAACCUCUAAGCUACAACAUCUUUCUCUCCCAUUGGUGAUUGAUUCUAAGAAUAUGGUUCAACCCUCACACGAGGCGAAGAGCCCAGUUCAGAAUUACGCUUCUUUGCUUAAGAGCUCGGCUCAGAUGCAAGAGCUUGGUAACCCCACUGAACACGUGUCUGGUGUUCCGUUUGUCCUUAUACCUGAUGAGAACAUCGAGUCAGCAAAACUUGAGUUCAAGGAUUUCAUAUAUGCUCGUUUCCAUGGAGAUAUCCCUCAAAUGGGUCGAAUCAUUGGAGUUAUAAAUGUUGUGUGGGCUAAGUCGGGCCCUAAGAUCUAUGUUCAUCGUAUUGGGCACGGCUACUUCCUUCUUAGAGUCACGAACCCCAAGAUCUUGUCUCGCACCUGUUGGAAUAUCGCAGGAGCGCCUAUGUUUGUCGCACCGUGGUCUCCCGAUUUCUCUCCAAAAGAAGCUCCUCUCACUUAUGCUGUUGUCCCAGUAGAGAUGCAUAAUGUUCCUUAUCUCUUGUUCAACAAGGAGAGCUUGAACAGGCUAGCAACUGCAAUUGGCAAGCCGGAUUCCCUCGCGCCUGAAACGGAAAGGAAACUCAAUUUUGAGGUGGCAGAGAUGUAUGUCAAAGUUGAUCUUAUCGUCAAGCUUCCUCAAUCAAUUGUUUCUGGAUUCUCCAACGGCAUGGAGAAAUAUGGUCAUAAAACGGACAAAUGUCGAGUGAAUGUUCCCCACGGUUCUCCUGAGCGCACCUCAGCAAAGAAAUCUAAUCCAGAAGCACCUAGGGAUCCAUCAAAGUCUCGUCAUGGUCGCUGUCAAGACCCCAAGAUUAGACGGGGUUCCGCUGGUCAUGGUGGUACUUCGAGAGUUGAGGAGUUGUCAGACCAAGGAGUUGGUGUUCCUUCCCCUGUUGGUAUUUCUGGAGUUGAGGAGUUGUCGAAGCAAGGAGUUGGUGUUACUUUCCCUGUUGGUAUUUCUGGAGUUUAUGAGUCGUCAAAGCAAGGAGUUGGUGUCACUCCAUCUCCUGGAAAUUCUGAAGCUGUUAUUGUCUCCAAAGAAGUCACUGAGCCAGAUAUGGAGGAAGGUGAAUUUAGACCUUCUGAUGGUGUAGAAGCGGUAUCUCAAAGGGGCAACGGAUCUGCUCCGGCUGGUUCUGCAAACAUGGACCUUACUGUUGGUAUUCCUACGGAGGAACUCAGUGGUACAGAAGUUACAAAGACAUAUGGACUUUCUGUGGAUGUGAGGUCAAGUUCUGUGGUGAUUGAUGAAAGUUUAGAUGCUGGUCCGAAGCUGAGACUGGAUAAGGCUAAGAUUGUAGAAGAACCUUUUUUCCUGGUCAAUAACAGGAAGUGUGGCCGCAAGUGUCUCUGGGAGGGUCUGGUGGAGCUUCACGAUUCUACCCCAGUUUCUCGGUUUCCUUGGGCUGACCUCGGAGACUUCAACCAGAUGCUGCGGACUUCCCAUCAUUCUAACCAUUUUUCCUCUCAGGUUGACGAAGCUGGCAUCGAAGAUGCAAAUCUAUGUCUCCAGGACGCUCAGCUUUUUGAGGCACAGUUUAAGGGGCCUCCUUUUACUUGGAGGAACAGUCAGGAUGAAAACCCCAUAUCUACUAGGAUUGAUCAUGCUCUAAUAAAUCAGCAUUGGACUACAAAGUUCCCUGAUUCUUUUGCGGAUUUCUUGGACCCGUCGCAGUCUGAACACGCUCCAUGUUUAUUUCGGCUACCUUCAGCAACCCGCCGGGUUUGCAAAACUUUCAAGUUCUAUCAUCAUGUUGUGGAUCAUCCUCAAUAUAAUGAUAUAGUCUCAGGGUCAUGGCAGUGUGAUCAGAUUACCGGUACUAAUCAGUUCAAACUGGUCCGUUCUAUGAAAUUGUUGAAAGGGGGUUUGAAGAGGUUAAAUAAGCAGCAUUUCAGUGGAAUCUCUCAAAGGGUUAAGGAUCAGUCGGUGGUUGUAGUGGACCUGCAACGAUCUCUUUUAACCUCGCCUGAUAUUGUUACUGCUAGAGAAGAACAUGUUCAAAGACAGAAGUUAAAUGUCCUUCUUACGGCGGAGGAGAAGUUCUACAAGCAACGUUCUAGAGUGAGAUGGGCGGAUGUGGGUGAUCGAAAUACAGUUUUCUAUCAUCGGGUGGUCUCUCAACAUCAGACAAGGAACCACAUACACUAUCUAAAGGAUGAAUCUGAUCACUUGUACCUUACUACUGAUGAUAUCAAAUCACAUUCAGCUGCUUAUUUUCAGAGCAUUCUUGGCAAUACUGAUCUACCUAUUUCAUCAGCGACGAUUCCUGACCUGUAG